Anopheles cruzii is the source of this 7146-nucleotide messenger RNA. RefSeq lists its product as uncharacterized. The record is from RefSeq and is a predicted model, not a curated record. Gene Ontology annotation, molecular function: actin filament binding. Gene Ontology annotation, cellular component: postsynaptic density; dendrite; cytoplasm. Bases 1 to 6087 code for a protein of 2028 amino acids. NCBI's taxonomy places the organism in Eukaryota, Metazoa, Arthropoda, Insecta, Diptera, Culicidae. The transcript has 11 exons. Gene Ontology annotation, biological process: calcium-mediated signaling; neuron projection development; actin filament organization.
AUGGAAAAAUCGGCCUCAGCACAGGUGGCGGCUGCAUCGGCUGCCGGGCCUAAAGUGUCGCAGAUAGCGAACCUUUUCCAGCGCAAGCCAGUCGAACAGACGGCCGCAGAAACGGCCGCACGACUCGGAGAAGCAAACCCGCCAGCAUCCGGUGUCGUCGCUGGCCACCACCACCACUCACCAACGGCCACGGUUGUCCGGACCGAAUCGCAUGCAGCUCGCUUCAACAACGCCCGAGCCCUGUUCGAGAAGCUCGGUGAGGGUCGCGUCAAUCGACCACCGCCGUUCAGCAUCAAAAUGUCACAUUCCAGCAGUAAGGAUGAUAAUCUGUCCGACAUCGGGUCCGGGCAGAUCGACCGAUCGCCUUCGCCAAAGAGAAAGUUGCAGUUGCAGCAGCAACAACAAUGUCCUUCGGUACUGCCGGCGGUAUCGACCAUCAGCAACGGUAUCAGCAAGCUGGACUCCAACCGUAUUUUGAACCAAUCGCGCCUGAAGUCAGAUAAACCGGAAAAGCCUGAGAAACCGGAGCGAAAGUUCAAUUCUCGGGAGCUGAUUGAGAAGCAAAAGAACUGGACUUCGCACUUCUCGAAAACACGAUCCUCGAAGGGGGUCGCUGUGGGAGACUUCACCCGGUGUGACAUAAUCCGGACGGUGCCGGGGACGGGCAUUAUUGCAGCUGGAAACACCACAUCCGCUGCACACUCGCCCACCACAACAACAACGAAUGGUACAUCGGCAUACGGCACUGGUGGGUCCAUUUCGAACGGAAGUUCUAAAGAGACCCUAUAUAGCGGGCAUACCGAUAGAGCCGAUCGGCCGUUGACGAACCACCCGCCGUUGCCACCAUCCUCGGUAGGAGCUGGGCAUCAUCGGUUACCGUCCCCCAAUGAGUCACCACCAAGUCCGCCGAAGCGACAAACGCCACCGCCGCCUCCGCCAGAGAAGGGCCCGCGUAAUUCCACCGGGGCCGCCGCCAUCCUGAAACAGAAUUCUUUUCCAAGCCCCACAAAGACACCGCCGGCGGUUCCUCCGCACGCAACCAGCCACAUUUCGCUCAGUCCAACGAAGAUCGGCGCAGAGAGCGUGAAACCCCCACCGCGACAGGUUGAACCGUUGACAACGGCCGGAGAAGCCAACAUUCCACCCGCGGCUCCAGUGCGCAGCAGCACGACCACGCUUACUACCAUCUAUCCGCAAUCGUCCGCAAGCACCGAGCCACAACCGGAGAAGAUGGCUGGCAAGAAGUCACUCGAUGUCAAUCUGGACGAACGCAGCUCAAGUGGUGGUGGCCCACCUUCAACCACCUUCAAGUACCCGGAGCUCGGGGCACUGGCACGCCGCCAAUCAUCGGAACGGGACACCGGAUCUGGGGGGCUAACCUCACCGGCUCAUGCCAUCAGCUCGUCGCCCAGUCCGGGCGCUAGCGCUUCGUCCGGACCGUCCUCGCCGAUACACACGGAGGACGAGAAGCAGGAGAAUGAAUCGACGGAAAAGUUUUCCAGUGCCAUCGAACGAAAGGAAGAUGGUCCCGCGACGGAUCCGAAAUCCGUAGAGGAACGAAACGGAAAAUCCUCACGAUCAGACGAUGAACAUCAUUCCGAUGAGCAGGAGCAUCAGGAUCAUGGUGGCGUCACACUCCGCCCGAAAGUGUCGAGCAUCUGCUUUGAGGUUCCAGCAGCCGGUCUUGGCAACCGGCCACCGAGCAUCAUCAGCAGUUCCACCACCACCGACGAGGGUGGUUUCAACGAGCCAUCGCCAGAAAUUAAGGCCAAACUCAAGCCAGCUUACGAGUUUGAUCUUCCGCUGCCUGCUUCUCCACCUCGAAAGCUUCCGGUUGGUCAAGAUCGUUCGCCAGUCUGCAGUCCGGCGACAGAAACAAAACUAACCUAUGCCGAUCUCGGCUACCGUGUGCGCCCGGACGGUACCGAGUGUGACGAAAUCUACGGUGAAGUGGAUGUAUAUCGAAGUGCCAAUAUUAGCAGUAUUAGUAAGUCCAACCAACAACAGUCUCUGGUCCAGGCUGGGAUCCCUUUGACUAGAAAUCGACGUCAGAAUGAUGCAGUUGGUGGUGAUGAUGAUGCAGUCGUGGCUAAUGGUAGUAGCUCGACCGUGGUAACUAAUGGAGCACAAGUUGACGCGAACCUCAACGAUGCAACAAUUGGCCGGGUGCUGUAUGCAUCAAUUAUUCCUACGGGUGUCGCUGAUAGCGCAUCCUCGCUAACCGAUACGAGCAGCGAGCUAGCCUUCAUGGACGUCGAGAAAGACGAGGCGAAGAUUUUGGACUUUGACGAGCUGAGUGAAAUAGGCGAGAAGGUCUACCACAGUCCGCAAACGCUGCUUGAUCCCACGAGACCAACACUGACGGCGCCAGAAGAAGAUUAUAGCACCAAGACGCUACCGGAUCCGCCAUCGUUGGCCUCGAUGCGUCCACCGCCGAUUCCGGAAGGGCCUCCGUUGGAUUUGCAGGACGCGCUCGAAUACGCCGAUGCCAGUGACAACGACAGUUUGCUGCCAGAUGAGAUGACAGCAGACGAAGCGGAGCGGCUGUUAAGCUCGAGAAUAUUGGAGUAUAAAAUCAGACAACGACCGCUGUUGUCAGAUGAACAAGCGCGCGAAGUAGAACAAAUUUUGCUCAACAAUCAAGCCAAAGCCGAGGGACCUGAAGCCGAACGGGUGCCCGUUCCGAGGCAGUCUGCCAGUACGAUCGAAUCCUCAUCAUCUACAGUUCCGAAACAAACUUCUAAGGUGCAAGCAUCACCGACAACGACCUCCGACGAACCAGACUGGUUGAAGGACGUUCUCGAGGCACCAAAGCACACGUCGGCAUCCGCCGCAUCCCCUUCACCUUCAUCGGCGACCAUUGGUCCGUCGUCGGUGCGAGGUAAGCCUCCACCACCUCCCGGUCUGCCGAACACCAGCCGUAACACUUCCACUGCUAGUCAGCCGCCCGAAGAGGGCAGCAUUGGUAAUAACACUACGUAUGAUCUGCUCAAUCAAACUAUCCUCGACGCCUCGUCUUCCGUACUAGUCGACUCAUACGUAGACACCGGUGACUCGAUACCAAGCGUCACAACGACCACCACCUCCGAUAGCAUUAAUCUGGGCAAAUUGGAAGAUUCGACCGGUGAGACAGCAGCAGCAGCGGCAGUCACCACCACUCUGGUGCAAGACGAGGACCAGGACGAUGAAAAGGAUAACACCUCAAGUAGUCGGCGUGGCCCAGCGCCUUGUGCCGGAGGUGAAGCGGACGUAUCGGCAGACGAUGAGUCAAACAACUCGGCCAACGGAUUUUACAUCCCCGAGUAUCCGCCGGUACGUUGCCAGGAGGUGUACGUUAAUCCGGAUGGUGUGCACUUUUUUGAAGACGGUAACUUUUGGAUGGAGGUUCCGGGUCUGAUAGAGGCGGACCGUGAACUCGACGACGAAGACCUGCGGGGGUACAUCAAGAAAAAUACGAAGGUGAAAUUCAGCACCAACCCGAUGCAAGUGUUCUCAACCUUCUCGGUGAACGAUUACGAUCGGCGCAACGAGGACGUGGAUCCGGUGGCAGCUUCGGCCGAGUAUGAACUAGAGAAACGCGUCGAGAAAAUGGACGUUUUCCCGGUUGAACUGAUGAAAGGACCGGAGGGAUUGGGGUUGAGCAUUAUAGGUAUGGGUGUUGGUGCCGAUGCCGGUUUGGAGAAGCUGGGGAUAUUCGUAAAGACCAUCACCGAUAAUGGUGCUGCGGCGCGUGAUGGGAGAAUACAGGUGAACGAUCAAAUCAUCGAGGUGGAUGGUAAAAGUCUAGUCGGUGUUACGCAGGCGUACGCUGCGUCCGUCCUGCGCAACACUUCCGGUCUGGUUCGAUUCCAGAUUGGGCGGGAGCGUGAUCCAGAAAACUCCGAAGUAGCACAGUUGAUUCGCCAGAGCUUGCAAGCGGACCGAGAGAAAGAGGAACGAGUCAAGCGCCAGUUGGAGGACUAUAUACGGCGGAAUGCAGAAAUUUCUGAAGAUAGUACACUGCCUGUCUCCGCCAACUCGAGCGUCUCCGAAGGUCCGGUUAGUCCGACGACAAACGUUGCAGAAUCGUUGUUCGAAACGGAAGCUGCCCGCAGUAGCGAUGUUGAGUCAUUGCGACGCAUCUUGCAGGAGAAUCUUAAAACCAUUGCACUGCAUGAGGGCGAUAUUCUGAAUCUGAAACAGCAGCUCAUUAAAUAUCAACAAACGUGUAAUGAGGCAGAGUUGUUGAAUGAACGGGUAAAGCAUACGGAGCGCGAGCUUGCCAACAUAAAGAAGGAAGCGAACAACUACCAAAAUAUGCUACAGCAGUCACAAGCGCAAUAUCUGGUACUAGAAAAGAAGUACAGCCGCGUAAAGAAAAUCCUGCGCGAUUAUCAGCACCGCGAAAGGGAUAUGAUUCAGUUCCAGGAGUACUACUUGCAACAUCUGCAGGAAAAGGACACCGAGUACAACGCGCUGGUGAAGAAGCUGAAAGACCGUGUCAUCUGUCUCGAGCAAGAUUUACAGGAAACGCAACGAAAAGCUGGGUUUCCUGUGAUAUUACCAUACGACAGCACGAGCCUGAAGCUUACACCCCAGAUGACUCGUCGGCAACCGCCGAAACCUAUCUUUCAGAAGCUUGAAACCGAGUUUUCUGACACCGAGUUCAGCGAUCUGUCGCCGGACGGUGAGGGUGAGGAUGGCAAAACGGCGACCGUAGAACGGAAAGUUCCACCGGCGAAGGAUGACGAUCUCGAUGUGGGUGCCGUACCGCAGCAUAAGCUGCUGGACAACUCGCUGAACAAGGGCAAAAGUGAUCUCGUGGCCCGGUCCGGUGGUCUGGCCAAGCGCAAUUUGCCGGGAAAGCGAAGUCACAGCAACAGUGGUUCCGAUUGUGCAUUGGACGAAAGUGAGGAUGACGCGAUAUCGACGACAAACACGACGACGGCCGCAUCUAACGUGGAGUACAGUGGGCUGUACAGUGCACCGCAGAUCGUUGGCCGGAAAGUGGUAACGGCGGGGCUGAUGAAGGGUGAGGAUACUGGUCCACCGGUGUACGCACAGGUAAACAAGGAGCGAGGUUCCGCCGGUCAUACGGGUGGUGGUACUGGCGAUCAUCAGCAGCAACACCACACGACGAUUCCAAGCAUCUACCGAUCGGAUAAUGGAAAGCUCAACUCGAGCUAUGGCUCCGAUUUGAAUGCUUCAUCGUACGACAGUGAUCUCGGAUCGUCGACCGACAAACUGAAGGACAGUGGGCUGUCAAGCGACAGCUGGAUGUAUCCAAGUCGGCGACCAAAAGGCCUCAAAGGCAUUACGCCGCCCCUGCUGGCCGAGCAGCUGAAGGAGCGAUUGGCGGAACGUGAAGGACGACGAGGCUCCGGCAGUGGCCUCAUCGAUGAUGCGUCAUCCCGUGACUCGAGUGACGACUACUCGGAAAUCAAUCAGCAGCGACAUCUCAGCCCAGCGGCUUCAUUGUCGCAGAACCUACUGGUGGAAAUCAAGAAGGCGGUUAACGAAGCACAACCUAAAGUGAAAAACAUUCUUCCACAAAAUUUAUCUCCUCCAGGCGGCAAUGGUCCUUGGCAGCAGCAGCAGCAGCCGCACCAACAACCGCAAGUGGGACAAUCGAGUGGAACCGGCGCGGGCUCUCAGGGUCCACCAUCUCCAUCGAGCGCCUCCAGUGGAUCCACUUCACCGGGCGCUUACUCGCCGAGCCGUACGCUCGAUCUGUCCGGAUCGACGUCCAGCUUCUCAAGUGACCGUGUUCGAGAUGCUCACCAAUGGAAGAACGGUCCCGUCGAGGAGUGGUCCAAUGAACAGGUAUGCCAAUGGUUGCUCGGUAUCGGACUAGAUCAUCACAUACCAGCAUUUAUGCAGCACUCGGUCGAGGGCGGUGCACUGCUGCAGCUGGACAAGCCGGACUUUAAGAUUUUGAACAUUGGAGGCGACGAUAAGAAGCACCUGAAGCGAAACAUCAAGGAACUACGCCGGUUAAACGAGAAGGAACGCAAGCAGCAUGAGAAAGAACGUCGCGAGCGCGAAAAACAGUUCAAGAAGGCAGAGAAGAAAGCAGAAAAAGAACAAAAGAAGCGAUUACAAAAGUGAACAGUCGAAAGUCGAAUAGCGAUUGCAGCUGUAUUAGGGAACGAUGCACGGGGAAGUGCAAAGCAUUUAGAAAACCGUUCCGGCAAGUACUUCGAUGUGUAAAGUAUUUUUCCGAUAAACAAAUUAAAUAUGACAGUAAUGAAAUCUUUGGCAUGUAGCUACCAGCAAGCAGCAAGAACUGUUAAUACGACAGCAAUAUGAUAACUUCAACAUCGAUCGAUCGAAGGAAGAAUCGGUUCUGAUAGCCUAUCCGGUGCCCGGAGACUGACAAUAGGAAAUGGAUCUCGAUAAGCUUUCCGUUUUCGUGUGUAGCGCGCUUUCCUGGUUUGAACUAUACUUAGCAAAAUUAGUUUGUAACGGUUCAGUUAUUUAUUAUUUUGUAAUCUUUUUAGUUUAAUUUCUGUUUUUGGUGUAACGGAAGAACCGUUUCAUUAGGGACUCCUUUACAUUCUUGCUACUUUUGUAAUUAUUAUUUUUUUCUUCGUUUCGUUAGUUUGUGUGUCGGCUAUAAUUUAUUGUUCAAAAGUAAGUCUUUUCGAUCCUUAAUAUGUGCAAAUAUUUAUGUAUUUUGGUGUGCGAGACUCUAAGAUGUGUUGGACCGCUCUAUUGCAAUCAUAUACCAGCGAAAGGGCGACUGGUUCGUAGCGAUUACACUUGAAAAAAUCCUCAACGAUGCGAUUAAAGCGAAACAGGUUGUGACACAGAAGGAGGAAUGUGUGCCACAGAAGGAUCGUCAAUGAAGGUAAUCAACUUAAUACAGGCAGCCUUUAUUAGUUCAGCAACAGACCUCUAAGGCAUUUAGUUAAUAACAUCUAAACAUAAAAAUAAAACAAUUUGUGUUGAAAAGGCCACGAAGCAUCGUGGAGAUUUAGAAUAGAAAAACUACAAAUUGGACGGUCUGCUAUGUAAUUCAAGUUGGAUUUGUAGCGUAAACGUCACUAGAGAUCAAUUGAUAAGUGUGGAGUAAAUUUUUUAGUCCCUUCCGUCAUUCACCUUUUUAAGACACGAGUAGACCGGCACAUUACUAGAGUUAGGGAAGAGUUGCAGAAUAAAUCGUUA